AUGCUGAAGCGCGUCGGUGACAAGACAACCCAGACGGAGGGAGGAGACCCCGUGGGGAGCCGGACCACCUCGCCGGCGUCCAGCAAACCCUCUGGUGAGGACGCCCCAGGGAAAGACUGGUUUGUUGUGGAAAAUAUAAAACUCAGAAAACAAAUAAAAAGUCUCAAGGGGGAAUAUGAAAAGGUGAACAGGAACCUCAGAAUCAGGUGCCAGCUCCUCCAAAACAAGCAGCAAAUCAUCCCUAGUGACAACUUCUACCUACAGCUGGAUAAAAUCCUGCGCAGGAAACGAAAAGGAAGGAAGUACAAAAAUAACGCCACCCAAACGGACAUAACUUUCAUGAGCCCCUUCUUCCCCAACUGGGAAAGUUACUUCGAAGACUCCGCCGUGAACAGAAUUUCCAGCGAUGGCGAAGUAGAAGUGCUCAAGAAAAAAAGAAUCACAAAAAGGGUUAGCGAGAUUAGAUACGAUUAUAGCUGUACGAAUGAGAUGCCCAGGUGGUCGGGUGAGCAAAGUGCAAACCAAAGCGGCAACCAGACUGCCCAACGAAGGAAGUACCCCCCGUGCGGAAAAGCGCGCCCGGCGCCUCCUACCCAACCAAGCAUAAACGUUUUCAAAGUUCCUAACCACCUGAUUCACAAGGACAACGUACUCUACAGCCUCUACACAGAUAACGAAUUAAUUUUCAUAAAAGAAAUAGCAGAGGAUUUGGUCCCAAAGGGGGGGGAGACGAGGGACACUGUAAAGACAGACAACAAAGGAACGGAUAAAUCAUCCCCUGUUGGGAGAUCACAUGAGAGGAAUGCAACAGAACAGCGGAUUUCCGAAGGAAAAGUUGUACAAGCUAAAUCCACUCCGAUGGGAAAUCCCACAGAAAGGGAAAAGUUAGACGACCUGCUUACACAUAUGAAGAAGGAAGAAAUACCCCAAGUGGAUGACAACAACAGUAGCGCUGUCGUCCUCUCUCAGGAUGAGGAAAGAACGAAUGAAGGAACUGUUCAUGACGGGGUGCAGACUCCGAAGGGGAGGAACACACACGGGAAUACAUGUAACAGAAGCGACGCAAACAAAGGGACGAAAGAACAUCCAGACGAAACAGACCAAGUCAUAGCAAAAGGGGAGAAGUACAUCGACUUUCUUUUAAAACAUGAGAGGGGGUGCACAUCCCCAGAGAGCAGUGGAACUACGUCAACCCCCCAAGAAGACGACACCCCACAAGGGGGAGCUUCCCAUUCGAAACGUUCACCAAAAUGGAGAGAAGUACCCACGUCUGAGGAAUCUAUGCAGAGUGCUAAAUUUUUCUCAUUGCGUAGAAAAAAAAAAGAGGCGCCAACCAGUUGGCAGAUGGGCGUUGCAAAGCGGUCUCCAAUCCACUUGGGGGGAACCACCACAAAAACAGAACAUACAAGGGACAAUGCAACCACUCCUCCGUAUAAUAAUAAUCCCCCGUUUGAACAAAAAAAUGGGAAAAAGAAAAACAAACGAAGUAAACAAAUCAGACAGUGUUAUUCUUCCCCAUUGUCGACUGAAGAAAUAACUUCCCAAAUGGAGCCUUCCCAAUGGAACAACCCCUUUAGGGGUGAAGCGCAACGUAGUAGUGACACCCCCUGGGUGGGCAAAACCUCCUACCCUUUUGUAAAAUCUGAUGCGGAUUCGUACAGCGGCGAAGAGACAUGGUCACCACAUGGGGCAGCCCCUAAAAAGGGACUCCUCCCUCCCCUCUGGGAUUCAGAACAUGAGGGACCUACUACCCCUCCCAUUGAGGGAUGUCACCACAAAAUCUCACUUAGCGAUGCGGAAAAGAGUGCCAACGAAAUAAGGAAAAUUUCCUUGGAGCAUAAGAAGCGGGCCUACCUCUUCUACAUGUGA
Messenger RNA from Plasmodium coatneyi, 1869 nucleotides. RefSeq lists its product as uncharacterized. The record is from RefSeq and is a predicted model, not a curated record. The coding region runs from base 1 to 1869 and encodes 622 amino acids. The transcript has 2 exons. NCBI's taxonomy places the organism in Eukaryota, Apicomplexa, Aconoidasida, Haemosporida, Plasmodiidae.